Castor canadensis (American beaver) is the source of this 1634-nucleotide messenger RNA. NCBI's taxonomy places the organism in Eukaryota, Metazoa, Chordata, Mammalia, Rodentia, Castoridae. The record is from RefSeq and is a predicted model, not a curated record.
AUGGUGACGGCCAAUAAGCUGCUGCACCUGCUAGAGGCCUUCUCUACCACCUGGUUCCUCUUCUCUGCUGCCCAGAACCACCACCUGGUCUUCUUCCUCCUGGAGGUCUUCAACAACAUCAUCCAGUACCAGUUUGAUGGCAACUCCAACCUGGUCUAUGCCAUCAUUCGUAAGCGUGGUGUCUUCCACCAGCUGGCCAACCUGCCCACAGAUCUGCCCACCAUCCACAAGGCUCUCCAGAGGCGCCGGCGGACACCUGAGCCCCUGUCCCGCACAGGCUCUCAGGAAGGCACCUCCAUGGAGGGCUCCCGCCCCGCCGCCCCUGCAGAGCCUGGUACCCUCAAGGCCAGCCUGGUGGCUACCCCAGGCAUUGACAAACUGACAGAGAAGUCCCAGGUGUCAGAAGAUGGCACCUUGCGAUCCCUGGAGCCUGAACACCAGCAGAGCUCAGCUGAAAGCAGCCCAGUCAAGGGGGAACCCAGCCAGGCCUGGAGGGAGCAGCGUCGACUGUCCAGCUCGUCAGCCAGUGGCCAGUGGAACCCAACAUCAGAUUGGGUCCUCUCCUGGAAAUCCAAGCUGCCGCUGCAGACCAUCAUGAGGUUACUGCAGGUGCUGGUUCCCCAGGUGGAGAAGAUUUGCAUUGACAAGGGUCUGACAGAUGAAUCGGAGAUCCUGAGGUUCCUGCAGCAUGGCACCCUGGUGGGGCUGCUGCCCGUACCCCACCCUAUCCUCAUCCGCAAGUACCAGGCCAACUCGGGCACUGCUAUGUGGUUCCGCACCUACAUGUGGGGUGUCAUCUACCUGAGGAACGUGGACCCACCCAUCUGGUAUGACACUGACGUGAAGCUGUUUGAGAUCCAGCGGGUGUGAGGAUGGACAACUGCAAGGCAGAUGGGCCAGGAGGGCCAGGCCUGGUCCUGGAUGUCCCUCAACCCAACGUUCCGAGCUUUAAGUGAUCACUGUCAGGGCCUGGGGCAGGCAAAAUGGCUGAGUCCCAGGUGGCAGGCCCCAGAGGCCCCUUGUAGCUGAGGAUGAGGGGGACCAGCUCUGUGCCUGCCUCCCCUUCUCCCCCACCUCUAGGCUGGGAUCCUAAGAGCCUCCUAAGUCCAGGGCUACAGACCCACCACCAGAGCCUCUGCCAAUUCUGGCUUCCCCUUCAAGACCUGGUUCUGUGCUGGCCUCUCAGUGCCAGCCACUCAUGUACUGGCCACCCCCAGAAGCCACCAGGUCACUAUGCCUGUUGGGUCACUGUGCCCUAAUGGGUUUGCCCCAGAAGAAGCCAUGGUUGUCCCUCGAGGUACCUGGGCAGGGGGAGGAAGCUUUUCUGGUUGCCUAGCCUGAGACCACCCAUUCUUGGCUUGCUUCCUGCCCAGGGCCCAUGGGGAAAGGAGUGUGGUCCAGCUGCUAGCUGAGGAGGCUGGGCAUGGCAGCCUGCAAAGCCAGACUGGAGCUCAUGUAUUUGAGGGACUUGCAGAGGGAUAUCGAGGGGCCCAGCUAUACUCCCUGGGUCAGUGGGUGUAGCCUGACUGUUGGGGGCCUUGGGGGUUAGCUGCCAGUCCCUGCCCCACCCACUUUCUGGAUGAUGGGGGCCCCCUUCACCUGUUCUAGCUCUGGCCUCUGGGUCUCUGUCACCC